AUGCCUGAAUCACUCGACAAUUCGAAUCCUUCGGUCGCCCCUUUACGAAAUCCUCCUCGUUCCAAUACUCGGUUGUCCCCGCGUGCGAUGAGCGGCGUCACAAAACACCCACUGCGCAAAUCUUGUGGAUUCUGUCGGUCCAGGAAGAUCAAAUGUUCCAACGAGAAAAUCUGCGAAGCCUGUCGGAAACAGCAAGUUGAGUGUAUCUACGAUGUUCAGCCAGUGUCGCGCGCUCUGCAAAACGAUCAGAUACCUCCUUCGCACCCCGCAGAUCAUCAACCGGUGCUCCUAACACAUCCGGAUGCCAAUUCCACUGGCUCCACCAGCUCUAUUCGCAGCCCUGGCCAUAAUACCCCUUCGACCAUUGCCUCCGAACUAGAAUCAAUCUUUGUCGACAACUUCAGUUCUAGGAAUGACCAGGACAAUGAAGCGACUGAUAAUCCAUGGCAUCGGAAGAUCAGUACAUUCUAUCAGCGUGUCCCACAGCCGGAGGGAAACAAGACAACCUCAUCCCAGUCAAGCCGACAACCUGAUGUUUUUUCGAUCAUCGUGAAAGAACUCGUUGCCCUAGUGGUUUCCAAAUUCGGUCAUUUAGGGUGCAAUCUCGUGUAUAAUCAUGAAGGCCACUUUUUGAUGAAAGCGUUCCGAGCGGACCAUACCACGACUAUGUUCGACGAGUCGCGGCCAGCAUCAAACCCAUUGGCCGAAUUUGAGACGCGGAAAAUAAUGCAACUCAUUGAUAUCUGGUUUUCGACGCACCAAUUGUCAUUUAUUCUUUCGAAGACGCUGGUGAUGUACGAGCUACGCCGCGAAACGCUGGAUGAGACCCUUCUCGCCACCAUCAUGGGCGAUGCUCUUAUUCUGACGGGGGAUGAGGAGCAAGGGCAAAGAUGCUUGCGAUGGGCGGCAGAUCGACUUUGGAAGCAUCCGUAUUCCAAAAAUAAUGCGUCGGCAGAGACAGAGGAAUCUCCAAGAGCCCGCGCAUCGUCUGUUUCGCCUCCUGAUAUAUGCAUAGCUCAAACCCUCAUGCUCUUAGGGUGGCAUGCCCUUUGUCGCUCACAAAUUCGACGAGCGUUAUGUCACAUUGGCCUUGCAUGUCGUAUAACGAAAAGGCUGCGAGAGUGUAAAUGGUCUACCGCCACAACUAGUUCUGGGAGCCGUAUCAAUGGCGUCGAGGUGCGCGAAGUCGAGAGAGAGAUAGUAGCUUAUCUCUGGUGGAUCACCUUCAUCAUUUUCCAGUGGCUGUUUAUCCAGAUGGAUGAGAAACUGCCAUAUCUGCCCCGCACCAGCUUGUCAUCAGUGUUUCUUCCCGUUGAUCCGGCCUCGUCAGCGCUGAUUUGUCUCGAUGAGGCCUCAGACCACAUAUCCACUCUGCAUCGACAGAAGGUUGCCAUGGUUGAUAUUUGGCCUGUCGCCCACGUUUGUUCGAUCGUAGCAUACGUGUACGACCUGUAUCCCGAGGAUGCCGAGACCGGGGCCGAUGAGCCAUCGGCGGCAAUUUUGUGGCAAGAAGCUGCUCUGUCUGCGCUGGGUCGCAUACAAGAAAACUUGAAACCACAGGGCCUUGAUGUAGUGUGUCAUGAAGUUCAUCAAGUACUUAUCGAUAAUGUCUCUAUCAUGGGUUCGAAAUUGAAGCAUGACCCAUCAAGGACAUUCGUAUUGACGGUGUACCACUCCAUGGCUAUUCAUGUCCUCUUUCCGCAUACGAGAAAGACAGGACGUACCGCGGAAACUCCUAACCUAACCAGGGAAGUUAUCGAGGCUUUUUGUUUCUCUGCCAAGGAGCUCAUCAAAAUCAUCACAUGUGUGCUUGAACCUCUGGAUGCAGAACCUUGGUCUCACGUUGCUUCGCAACUACACCCGUACUCACCUGAUACAUUCACACUCGCACUGGAUACCUGCUGCAGAGCCAUGGAGACGGUAUGCGCAGGCAGAACUUCAAAAUCGCAGAGUAUUUCUCCUGAUAUGUGGCAAUCAUACGAGCCCCAGCUUCGUUCUAUUGCCACCAACUUGUAUGAACUCGGCCAAGUGCAGAAUUUCAGCACUGGGCCAUCUUGCCGCGCGACAAGGAAACAGGUAGAGGCCGUCGCACGACAAUUUGGGGUUGGACCGCACCCCUGCAGUUGUACUACCCAAUACCAAGUAGAUGAAGACCCACAAGGGCUGUGUUCAGUCCCUGUAUUGGAACUGAACCAUGCCACUGCAAGUGAUGGGUCAAACAGGAUGGCAACGAUGCCGCCGAAUUAUUCGACCUUGAACUUGUCCUCGCUCUCUGAUAUAUCUAUGGGCAGUCAAAUUGCCCCUGUGAAUGAUAAUGCGAUGCCGCCGGCAGAUGGCAUACUUUCAAACCUCGGAAAUUUUCAAAAUCACCAACAUCAUUCAGUCCCAUCCAAGCAGCUCAACUCGCAAGUGGAAAACUUGGACGAAUGGGGCAGAAGCCCAGGAUAUUAUGACGACCAAAACGGGAUGAUUUUCAACCCCUUGGUAAUAGAUCAGACCUGGCCGAUGCUGCGGCAAGGAUUAUGA
Messenger RNA from Penicillium vulpinum, 2526 nucleotides. RefSeq lists its product as uncharacterized. Gene Ontology annotation, molecular function: DNA-binding transcription factor activity, RNA polymerase II-specific; zinc ion binding. NCBI's taxonomy places the organism in Eukaryota, Fungi, Ascomycota, Eurotiomycetes, Eurotiales, Aspergillaceae. The transcript has a single exon. Bases 1 to 2526 code for a protein of 841 amino acids. Gene Ontology annotation, biological process: regulation of DNA-templated transcription. Gene Ontology annotation, cellular component: nucleus. The record is from RefSeq and is a predicted model, not a curated record.